Messenger RNA from Benincasa hispida (wax gourd), 1935 nucleotides. It is a transcript of the gene PTL, whose product is annotated as Duplicated homeodomain-like superfamily protein. The record is from RefSeq and is a predicted model, not a curated record. Lineage: Eukaryota; Viridiplantae; Streptophyta; Magnoliopsida; Cucurbitales; Cucurbitaceae.
UCGUUUAUAAUGAAAAAUGAAAUUACAUGAGAGAGAGAAAAUAGAGAACAUAAGAGUGUUUGACAUAGACAUGGGAGACGCAUGGCUCCUGACUCGAGUGCGUAAAUUCUAGCUUUUUUCGUGGACGACACGAUCCGAGCCUGCCGCUACCCUCUUUUUUCUUCUCUCUCUCUCUCUUCUUUUUUUUUUUUUUUUCCUUUUUAAAUUAUAAUUAAUUUUAUUUUUCUUCUUUUUUUUUUAUCUCUCACUCUCAAUCUUCCCAUGGAAAUGGAUGAUCAAUAUCCUCUCUCCGAUCUCCGCCGCCUCAUGACUACUGCUCCAUCUCGUUCUCAUUUCCCUUCCUCUUCCUCAAUUCCCCAUCAUGAUCUAUCUGCCGCCGCUGCCGCCUUCCGCCACCACCACAGUCCCUAUGUCAUCAUGAUGAUGCCACGUGACACUUCGCUCCCCGACUUUCGCUCCGAUUCCGCCACCACGCCUCCCGCCAUCGUCUCCGCUCAGCCCGUUCCCAACGCUUUCGAGCUCGAAACUGCCUCGAUCGCUACCGACUGUGCCACCGCUCGAUGGCCUCGCCAAGAAACUCUUACUCUCUUGGAUAUCAGAUCUCGACUUGAUUCUAAGUUUAAAGAAGCUAACAAAAAAGGCCCCCUUUGGGAUGAAGUUUCUAGAAUCAUGGCUGAGGAACACAAUUAUCAAAGAAGUGGAAAAAAAUGCAGAGAAAAGUUUGAGAAUUUAUAUAAAUAUUACAAAAAAACAAAGGAAGGCAAAGCUGGAAGACAAGAUGGUAAGAACUACAGAUUCUUUAGGCAGUUGGAAGCUCUCUAUGGUGAAACAAGCAAUUCCCCUUCACUUCCAGAUUCCCAUUUUGUUGGAGACACUAACCUCAGAUUCCAACAGAAUGGGACCAACAACCCGACCGCGGCAGCUCCGAUGAGCCAUGAAGCUCAUCAGAAGCAUUAUUGUGACAGCCUCAGCCUCUCGAAUACAUCAGAGUUCGAAACCUCGGCUUCGUCGGAUGGCAACGACGACCUCGGUUCAGUCGGCGUACUGGACAACGAUUCGAUGGAGAAGAGAAGGAAGAAGCGAGGCGGAAAAUGCUGGAAGGCAAAAAUCAAACAGUUCAUCGACUCACAAAUGAGGAAGCUAAUUGAUAAACAAGAGGCUUGGUUGGAGAAGCUCAUGAAAACUCUUGAACAAAAGGAAAAGGAGAGAAUGAUUCGCGAGGAGGAAUGGAGGAGACAAGAAGUGUCAAGAAUGGAGAGGGAGAGAAGCUUUUGGGCAAAGGAGAGAGCAUGGAUAGAAUCUAGAGAUGCAGCAUUAAUGGAUGCAUUACAAAGGCUAACAGGACGAGAGUCGAGAGAUAAUAAUCGAUACAACUCCUCCUCGCCGGACCACGGAUUAAUGGUAGCCGAGCGUCAUCGAAAUAAUAACGAGAACCAAAACGAAGACGGGAGCGAAAUACUAAACACCAACACAGCAAGAGAAUUACUAGCAGACAACAAUAAUUACCAAAGGAAAACAAUAGAUCAUAAUCAAGGCAACAAGAAACGCAAGGAGAAUUCAACAUCCUACAAUCUUUACUUCCAACAAACAGAUUCCUCCCUCUACAGCCGCGGCGUUGGCGGACCCUACGGCGGUGCCACCGACAUCAAAGAACAAAGUCCAAAUAGUUCGAACGCGGGCGGUGGUGGCGGGAGCCAUGUGGUGCAAGAUAAUUGCUUUAGGUUCUUGAUGGGUGAAGGAGAUCAAUCUCAAUCUGGUUUAUGGGAAAAUUUUGGUCUUAAACUCAACAAUGGAAGUGACCAAACUUGAAAUAUUUUGACAAUGGAAUCCUUGAGAGAGAUUGAUUUUUCUGAUCUAGGGUUUAGCUGGUUGAGAUUAUUUCAUUUGAAGUCACUUAAUUUAGCUAAUUAUUCAAUAUAUUUAGUUAAUUAUUAA